Molecule: messenger RNA, 2170 nt
Organism: Struthio camelus australis
Lineage: Eukaryota; Metazoa; Chordata; Aves; Struthioniformes; Struthionidae
Source: RefSeq, a predicted model, not a curated record
UUGCCUUUUUUUUUGCAGGGGAAGGAAAUGUGAGCUGGCUUAAUUUUCUUUACUGGUUUAACUCCUUGAACCAACUUGGGCUUCAAGGAUCACAGAAGCACGAGGGGAAAGAAGCAGCAAUGCAGAGGCGUUGUCUGGAAAGGGCAGGAUUGCAGCAGUACUGACUUAAUUUAUUUAACCUUUCACAGACUAACACCCUUAGGAUUGUGAUGCAGGAGUUGGGGGGCAGCUUAUGUUGGUACAGGUGUAGUGAUUUGUGUCCUCAGCUGUCCGUGCUGCUUCUUUGUCUGAAACAAACCCAGAGCUGGAAUAGGUAAGCUUCUUUUACAGCAGCUACUAGCCCACCGCAGCUUACUACCCAGCAUACUGAUGCGACUCCAGAUCAGUUUAUUUUGAUGUGCCCUGCUGUAAACUGAAGCAGUUUGGCUGAAUCUUCACUGCAGUUUGACCCCUAGAUGCUAUGGAAUUAUCAUAAUAGAAAACAAGAAACUUUACUUACUGCCUUUCUUUCAUCUUCGUGAGGAAAGGACAAAUACUUAAAAGUUUGGAUGCUCUUCCUUCUGUAUUAGCUGAAAAAGGAGGACUAUCUGGCAGGUCAAUCUGAAAUAGAAGCACCUUGCAGUAUCUGGUAGAGAAAGAAGAAAUACUCGGACUGAAAGUCCUGUGUUAUGUCAGUUCUGUAUGUUGUAGAACAAUGUUCCAGCUGUUGACCUGCAGGCCCAGUCCAGCCUCUGGGAUGCUUUUGUCUAAACGAUUACCUCUCCUUUGCAGGAGAUGAAGAUGUGUUUGCACUGUGUAUGCUGCCAUAAUAGUUGAACGCUUUGCUGUGCACGAUCUGUGCAUGCGUGUCUGUGGCAGUCCAAGUUGGAGCAAAGGAGAAAUGAAGGCAUGCUUCCUCUGUAUUUGUGUGGCCCGGUACAAAGCCUGGAAGUUGUCCCUAGUACAUCUGUAAUCCUGAAUCUGUCAUCUAGACCUGUAGGCACAGAGACUGGAGCGUACAAAGAAGAUAAAUAUUUUUAGUUAGAUGUUUUCCCCAUUUAUCUCCUCAUUUAUGCUAUCAGACUGAUCAGUGUUUAAAAAUAGUUUGUGUGCAUAUGUCAGUAUUGCAAAAAUUACAAGCAGGUAUCCUUUAAGGAAAACAAACAUUUAAAAAAAUGGUAGUAGUAGGUGGGGGUGAGGUGGGAGAUGUAGAGGCUAAAGACCAUCAAAUUUUUGAAUGACUUCCUUAAAAGGAGAUGUUGGCAUCUGAAAAACAAAGCCCUGUAAUUAGGGUUUGGCUAUGCGCUUGCUCUGGUCUUGGUAUGUGCGAGUGCCUUGGCACAAAUCUGGCUGUCAUAUCUGCAAAAUGGAGAAUACUUUUUUCAGCAGAAGUUGUGAAAAUACUGAAGCAAUGGAAAAUAAACAAAAGUUGUUGAACAGUUUGUAGUCCUUCUGAUCUCUUGCAGAUACGUAUUUCCUUGUGUCGUGUGCACUCUUUUAAAUUUUAGGUGGGAGGACAGUUUAAUGUUAAAGGGCUGAUCCAGCAAAAUGUUAGAUUUUACCUAUGUUCUGGAGUUUAUACUUUCCUUUAACAAACAAUUCUUCAGACAGUAUCCUGAGCAUCAAAUUGGGUUUUGUUCUUGUUUACUUUUAGAUGCCUGUCUUAGAUGUCAAGCUGAAAACAAACAAGAAGAUUGUGUUGUGGUCUGGGGAGAAUGCAAUCAUUCCUUCCACAAUUGCUGCAUGUCCUUGUGGGUGAAACAGAAUAAUCGCUGUCCCCUUUGCCAGCAGGACUGGGUAGUCCAGAGAAUAGGCAAAUAAAAACACUGGAAGUUUUUUUUUUCUGUUGGACUUGUUGAAAUAGUGUAUGUCUUAUGCCAUAUGCUCAUACAAAAGAAAGGAACAGGCCAGUUAUGGCACAGUUUAUUUAGUUUGUCUGCUACAAGAAUGGAGUGGUUUUGUUGUGCACUCUCUGCUGUAUUAGGAAGCAAUGGUCAGUCUUAUUCCAGAUCUUUCCACAACUGAAAAGAGACGCUACAUUAACAAACGUGUCUAUUACGAUUUGAGCGUUAACUGUAUCGGUGUCAGAACAUGAAAUGUGUGUUGGUACAGAUUAUGCCCCAAAUACGGUCUAAUGUUUUUGGUUAGAGGAAUGAGUUAAUUCAAAAGGGAGAUCUUUUUUAAAAGUCUG